AUGACACCAGCAGAGGACUUUUUCGUCACAACGAGUAAGAGAACAUAUGCUUGCUCAGGUGUCCGAGUGCAGCAGUCUCAGCCACUUUUUAAAAACUGCGACAGGUGA
Messenger RNA from Chondrus crispus (carragheen), 108 nucleotides. RefSeq lists its product as hypothetical. The coding region runs from base 1 to 108 and encodes 35 amino acids. The transcript has a single exon. The record is from RefSeq and is a predicted model, not a curated record. Lineage: Eukaryota; Rhodophyta; Florideophyceae; Gigartinales; Gigartinaceae.